Nezara viridula (southern green stink bug) is the source of this 4346-nucleotide messenger RNA. The record is from the annotation of a GenBank genome assembly. NCBI's taxonomy places the organism in Eukaryota, Metazoa, Arthropoda, Insecta, Hemiptera, Pentatomidae.
CGGCCAGUCGUGUGGAGGUUGUGUGAUGUAGUGUGUGCCCUGUGUGUUGUUCUCAGCGGUUGUUAGUAGUUCGCCAUCCAUUACUAAGUGUUAGUACCCUCGAUCAGACCUUAGCAGUUACUAGGAUUCCUAAGACCCGACCAGCGCUGCAGAGCCAGAUGAGAGACCACCGGCCUGCCCAUGCCUUCGGUGCCCGUCCUCUCUGCCCAUGGUAAGCAGAAUUAUGGAGAACUAUUUCGUCUCACCACAUGAAAUGGAAGUGUGGCAAGAUGAGGAGAAGCGGUGCCCCUUCCACCAUGGGCUCCCACCAUCCUUUCAACUUCUUUGUACACAGGUGAAAGAGGGCUAAUUAGGAGCUGGGCUUGGGAUGCUGCGACGGCUGGUGAGCCUCACCCUGGCCGCCACCAUCUGCCUGGCAGCAGUCAGGAAGAACCUCACCGUCGGCUACCUCACUGCUAUCAAAGGCACCCUCAAGGACCGCCAAGGGCUCGCCAUCUCCGGGGCCAUAGCCUUCGCCCUCUGGGAGGUGAACAACAAUUCUACUUUACUACCAAAUGUCACUCUCGACAUGAAAUGGGUCGACACCAGGGGGGAGACUGUUGCCACAACGCGGGCUGUAACUGACAUGAUCUGUGAUGGCGUUUAUGCCUUUUUCGGCCCGGAGGAAUCCUGUCAUGUGGAGUCCAUCAUAGCUCAAGCCAGGAACAUACCGAUGAUCAGCUAUAAAUGUUCUGACUACAGAGCUUCAGCAGUUCCAACUUUUGCAAGAACAGAACCACCUAAUACUCAGGUAACUAAAUCAGUGGUCGCCCUCCUGGAAUAUUACGAUUGGCAUAAGUUUUCAAUAAUAAUGGAAGAGACAUGGUCUAUUGUUGGAGACAGUUUGGAAACAGAAGCACUCAAGAAAAACAUGAAGGUUAAACAUAAGAAGAGUAUGCUAGACAGGCACCUUUGCUGUGAAAUGAAACAUAACUGUUGCCGAACGACAUUUUGGUACGACCUUAUUCAGGAAACAAAAAAUAGUACGAGAAUUUACGUAUUUCUUGGAACAGCGGUUACAUUGAUUGAUAUGAUGUCUACUAUGCAGGCCCUUCAGAUGUUUGAAAACGGAGAAUAUAUAGUCAUUUAUGUCGAUACAACUCCAUUUUAUCAAAGAGAGGAAUCAAAAUAUCUUUGGAAACCUACAGAACAGAUGAACUGUAAAGGGCAGAUGGGACUCUACAAGCGAGCGAUGUCUCUGUUGGUAGUAGUUUCUUCCCCGCCCACCGGUGACUAUGAAGAUUUCACUAGGAAAGUCCGUGAAUACAAUACCAGGGAACCUUUCAAUUUUACGACACCGCAAGUGUUCACCAAUGUCUCGUACGUGAAAUUUAUCUCAAUCUACGCUGCCUACCUCUAUGACUCUGUUAAACUGUAUGCUACAGCUCUCGAUGAUCUGCUGAAAGGUUAUCCUGAACUCAAUGACACUAUUAUUGAAGAAGUGGCAAGUAAUGGAACUAAAAUAAUAGAAACAAUUAUCAACAGAGGUUCUUAUAAAAGUAUUACUGGAACAACAAUAAAAUUAGACAGCAAUGGUGAUUCAGAAGGAAAUUUUUCGGUUUAUUCUUUCAUUAGAAGUCCUAAUAAAGAAAACUUGUCGGAGUGCGUUUAUCAUCUUCGUUUCGUUGGGCAGUUCCAGCAUCAGCCUAAUUCCACUUCUCCAGAGUUUAAAGCUUCUACUCGACUUCCUUGGAUCCAUGGAAAAAAGCCUGAGGAUGAGCCUUCUUGUGGCUUCAACAAUGAGAACUGCCCGAAGGAUGGCUCACAGAAGGGUUCAAUAAUCGCAGCGAUCGUGCUAGCUAUAGUUCUGUUCUGCGCCACUGUCAGUACUAUCAGCAUCUAUCGGAAGUGGAAGAUCGAACAGGAAAUAGAAGGUCUCCUGUGGAAGAUAGAUGUCUCGGAGCUUCAUGACUACCACGAUAUCAUAUCGUCACCUAGUAAAAUCAGCUUAGUGAGUGCUACUUCGUUUGAGUCGAGAUGUGGUCCUCAGCGGUUCGCCUCUACUGGCCAAUUCCGAGGCUUGGUAGUUCGAGUAAAGGAAAUAAAAUUCUCUCGUAAGAAAGACAUCUCAAGGGACAUUAUGAAAGAGAUGAGGCUGCUCAGGGAGGUCAGGCACGACAACAUCAAUUCUUUUAUUGGUGCAGUCGUCGAACCGAUGAGGAUUCUUGUUGUCACGGAUUACUGCUCCAAGGGUAGCCUUUAUGAUAUUGUGGAAAAUGAAGAUAUCAAGUUGGACAAAAUGUUCAUCGCAUCCCUUAUACAUGACCUGAUAAAAGGCAUGAUUUUUCUCCAUAAUUCCCUUCUUGGAGUUCAUGGAAACCUGAAGUCAUCUAACUGUGUUGUUACUUCCCGCUGGGUAUUGCAAGUUUCUGAUUUUGGGUUACAUGAAAUUCGCCACUGCCCAGAGUGUGACAGUAUUGGCGAACACCAGUAUUAUCGAAGUUUGCUGUGGGUGGCACCUGAAAUUCUAAGAAAUGUCCACAACUGCCGUGGAACACAAAAAGGAGAUGUUUAUGCUUUUGCGAUAAUCCUUCAUGAAAUUAUUGGAAGGAGGGGGCCAUUUGGAGCAUGUGGACUUGAUGAGCCUAAAGAAAUUGUUCGGAUGGUUAAAAAGAUUCCUGAACCAGAUGAAAUGCCAUUCAGACCCUCUAUAUCUGUGAUACGUGAUAGUGAAGUAGGAGCCGAUUUCGUAAUAGAUGUAUUGACAGAUGCUUGGUCUGAGGAUCCAGAAAUAAGGCCAGACUUUCCAACAAUCAGAGCUCGCCUUAAAGCCAUGAGAGAUGGAAAGCAUAGAAAUAUCAUGGACCAAAUGAUGGAAAUGAUGGAGAGGUAUGCCAACAACUUGGAAGACCUUGUGAACCAAAGAACUUUAGAGGUCUAUGAAGAGAAAAGGAAAACUGAAGAUCUCUUACACAGAAUGUUGCCUGCGCCUGUUGCAAAGCGAUUAACCAGCGGUUUUGGGGUUGAACCUGAGUCAUUCGAUCUAGUCACUAUUUACUUCAGUGAUAUUGUAGGUUUUACUGCAAUGUCUGCUGAAAGCACUCCACUUCAGGUUGUGAACUUCCUUAAUGACCUUUAUACGCUAUUUGACAGCAUUAUCAGGGGAUAUGAUGUCUAUAAAGUAGAAACUAUUGGGGAUGCUUACAUGGUCGUCUCUGGUUUACCAUUAAAGAACGGUGGUUAUCAUGCGGGAGAGAUAGCUUCAAUGAGCCUUGACCUGCUACAAGCGGUAAAAAAUUACCAAAUAGCACAUCGUCCUGGUGAAACACUCAAACUCCGUAUUGGAAUUCAUACGGGGCCUGUGGUGGCUGGUGUUGUAGGCCUUACAAUGCCAAGGUAUUGCCUCUUUGGAGACACGGUGAACACUGCCUCCCGAAUGGAAAGCAAUGGAGAACCACUUCGAAUCCAUAUCUCUGAGAGCUGCAAGGAGGCCCUUGAGAAACUGAGGGGCUACAUUAUCGAGCCGAGGGGCCCCGUGAACAUGAAGGGGAAAGGUCUUGUUAAUACUUACUGGCUCGUUGGAGCAACCGAUGAAGCCAUCAAGCCCCAAGAGGUCGAUGUGAAUGAGCUGCCGCCACCACUGUUCUGUAGGCCGCGAAAGAGUCCACGCCUCUUGCAGACUGACAGUAGACGGCAGUCCAAUGACAUCAGGCCUCUGCCUCAGAUUACUGAAGAGCCUCAGUUCUUAGAGCCAACAGUGCGCGGCUUCAAAUCCUUGGACCCGUUGCCUUAUCAGUCCAAGUCCAAGAGCCUAAUCAAGAGGAGCUGUCACUCCCUCCAGGAGGAGAGUGGCUUGGGUUGUGGGAACGGUGCUCUAGUCAACGCUCCGCUCCUGAAUGAGGACAAGAGGUGGCACUCAUUGGAGACCGUCCCGCCGUCGGAGCCUUGCUCCAAGAAGGGUCUAGCUGGUUCUUCCCUUCGCUCCUGGCUUUUUGGCAUCUUCAACAAUAACACGUAUCAUCAUCGCUCCAGCGACAUGUCGUUGCGAAAGGCAGGCUACCAGGACCUGCAACCAGAGAGGGAGAGCAUAGUCUGAAUUCUUGAUCAGAUCUCAUCAACUCAGCUUAUCUUCUUAUUGUCCCCUGCUACCUUUUUAUCUUCACUUUAUAUUGUUAUGAUAUUUUUAUUUAUUAUUGAACCAUUUAGUGUUAAAUAAUUGUGUCUAAAGUGAAAAGAUUACUCUAGUGUCGGAACGAAGAACAAGUGCUGUGCAAAACGGACUUAUAUUUAAAUUUUAAUAUAUAUACAUAAAUCUAGGAUAUAUCUAAUAAAUUACAACUUACCUCUGUGUACAUAUUUCAUAAUGU